UCUGGUCAAGGAGGUUGGCCUAUGAGUGUAUUUUUAACACCUGAUUUGAAACCAAUUGGUGGUGGAACAUAUUAUCCACCUGAAGAUGCAUAUGGACGUCCUGGAUUUAAAACUAUUCUUUUACACAUGGCUAAAAGAUGGAAAAGUGAUUCAAACUCCAUGUUGGAAAAUAGUUCAAAAAUGAUGAAAAUACUUAAUGAUACUACAGUUUUUGAUAUACAACUUGGAACUGAACUUUCGAAUAUUAUGAAACCCAAUCCCAAGACAUGGAUAACAUGUUACUCACAAAUUAAGAGAAUUUAUGAUGAUGAAUGGGGUGGUUUUGGUAUGCCACCUAAAUUCCCUCAGCCAGCAAUAUUAGAUUUUCUAUUUCACGUAUCAAGUAAAAUGUCAAAAUCGUCUGAGGGAAAACAGAGCUUAGAAAUGGCAUUGACAACUUUACAAAAAAUGGCCAUGGGUGGUAUUCAUGAUCACAUYGGCCAAGGUUUUGCUAGAUAUUCUACAGAUGAAAAAUGGCAUGUACCACAUUUUGAAAAAAUGUUGUAUGAUCAAGCUCAGUUAGCUGUGUCAUAUACCACAGCCUUCCAAAUAACCAAACAUGAGCAGUAUUCAGAUGUUGUUCAUGAUAUCUUGCAAUAUGUCAGUAGAGAUUUAAGUCAUAAGCUAGGUGGAUUUUAUAGUGCUGAAGAUGCAGAUUCACUGCCUACAGUUGAUUCUACUAAAAAACGUGAAGGAGCUUUUUGUACCUGGACACAAGAAGAAGUAAAAACACUCUUAGACAAACCUCUUGAUUUAAAACCUGAUAUUAUGCUAUCUGAACUAUUUUGUUGGCAUUUUAGUGUUUUACCUAAUGGUAAUGUUCGACCAGACUCUGAUCCUCAUGGAGAGUUAUUGAAUCAAAAUGUGUUAAUAGAGUUCAGAAGCAAGGAAAGUACUGCUAAAAAGUUUCAAAUAACUGUGGAAAACGUAGAAAAAGAAAUUAAAAUUGCUAAAAGCAUAUUAUUUGAAGCACGAAAAAAAAGACCUCGGCCACAUUUAGAUAAUAAAAUAAUAACUUCUUGGAAUG
Diuraphis noxia (Russian wheat aphid) is the source of this 1066-nucleotide messenger RNA. RefSeq names its product spermatogenesis-associated protein 20. The record is from RefSeq and is a predicted model, not a curated record. Gene Ontology annotation, biological process: carbohydrate metabolic process. NCBI's taxonomy places the organism in Eukaryota, Metazoa, Arthropoda, Insecta, Hemiptera, Aphididae.